Molecule: messenger RNA, 3027 nt
Organism: Penicillium bovifimosum
Lineage: Eukaryota; Fungi; Ascomycota; Eurotiomycetes; Eurotiales; Aspergillaceae
Exons: 1
Coding region: 1-3027 (1008 amino acids)
Source: RefSeq, a predicted model, not a curated record
AUGCCACCGUCCACCGUCUUCUCUUACUGGCGCCGAGACCAUCGGCGUUCGUCCGCGGCUGCUUCCUCGCCCGCACCCUCACCAGCUGCUCCGGGGCUAAAUGGCAGUGCAACAAACAGCCCUCCUCAGCUUCCAGAGCUUCCGGAUGCGCCAAUCCUCACUACCACCUUUGACGAUCGCUCACCGCACGAUGAGCUCCUCUCGAACGAGUCGCCGAUGGUCAUCGAUACCUCCAAGCUAAACAUCAGCUCCUCGACCGCGCCGCUAUCCUCCUCCCUCUCUCUUGCGGUCCCGUCGCCAGCAUCCGAAAAAGACACUCGUCCACAUUCUAGCCCCGGCAACUGCGGGGAAGACAUCUUCGCCUCUCCGUCGAACAAUUCUCAGCUGUCUGUCACGGGUCUAAGGCCUGACCAAGGGGACGGUGAGACAAAUUCGAAACCGAGCUCGCCGUUUCGACGUUCGUUCGGCAAGCAGAAACGUUCGCCAACGGCGGUAGCGGGGUCGGGUCAUUUCAGGUUCAGGACUUCGCCGGAAGAAUCGCCAGCCGAUAAACAAGUCAUGUCGCAGAAGGAUCUCAAGGUGGAUGGUAGCACCAUUGUCCGGCGGACUGGAGAUCGUGAUGUGUCGGUGGAACAAACAUAUCACAAGCCAGGCAAGGCCAUGCUCCAUCUUCUGAAUCCGAUGUCUCUUCUUGCCCGCAGGCGAUCCUCGCAGCUAGUCAGUUCCCGGGCAGAAGAUGUCAGGAUUCAAAGCCGCAAUGUCCCUGCUAUGCCGGAUGAUUAUGAUCCCAGAAUUCGUGGCAAUAUUGUCCAUGAUUUCUCAGCGCCACGACCUCGCCGUAAUGUCUCUGCUAUGCCGCAGGAUACCAACGCCAAUACACAAGAUACUUCACCUCCACAAAUACCAAACCAAUCUCAGGGUGCUCGCUGGAACGAUCAGACCAAACGGCACAGUGAUCAUUCGCCUGUUUUCAAGGAACAUUUCGAGGAUCAGACUGUUCUACAGGUGGAAAGCAAAGGUUAUCUACAAUCAUCUCUUUUGACGGGUCAACACCAGCCUAAUGACAACUCAUUGCCGGUUUUCGCCCGAAAUCUACCUUCUCAUCUACCGGAAGCAGGUCAUGAGGUUCUGGAAAAACCCGAGCCAGAUGCGAUAAAAGCUACACCAAGUCCACCUAGAGCGACCUCACAUGCUCAUCCACAGCAUUCCCAAGAUCAAGAUACCAUCCCGAAUGUGCCCUUUAAUCCCUCGGCCUUGCCGAAACAUCUCAAGAGCAACGCUUCUCGAUUCAGUUUUGAUAUGAGCGGAGUGGAGUCGUCUGCACAAGAAAAAAUGCUGGAGGAGAAGCACAAGGCGAAGGAAGCCUCUCGCAAACUGGAAGAUGGUUACUUCGAUGACUUUGACGAGGAUUUUGACGAUGACAUGAUGGAUGACCUCGACGGGCUGGAAGAAAAGAUUCCUGGCGUCAAUACCGAUGCUGAUGACGAAUUCGACGAUUUCUCCCCUCGCGAUAUCAACGAAGUUAAAUCCUGGGCCGCCCCUGGGCUGUCACCUGUCAUAGCUAGCCCAAUUACUUCUGCGCCAGCAGAUCUUACAACGAAUUCUCACGUCAACUCUCAUCUCUCCGAGGUCACACCGUCAGACGAUAGCUGCCGCGAGCAACCGCCAGAGGAGGAACCAUCGCUGGUAGCCAACCCUCAUUCGGCCGUGAGACCUCCUGAGUUUCCACCUGCGAACCAGCCCGAACAGAUCCUUGAUGAUGACGAUGAUCUUUACUUUGAUGACGGUGAUUUCGGAGAACUUGAUGUUGACAACCAAAACGGAGGAUUCGAUGAAUCUAUAUUCGACGAUGAAACCAGUCAUUUGUACGAACGUAAAGUGGUGGGCGCCCCUGCGGCACCUCCACCGGCGGAAAACAUAUGCGCAGGUGACGACGACUCUUCGUCAGAGAGAGCAAGUCCCAUAGCAGAAUACGCGGAGCAGGGACUGCAGCACAGGCCUAGUGUGGCCAGUGAUUACCAGGCUUCCGGAUUGAAGCGUGGGCCGCUCGGCGAGCCAAUCCCAAAUCUGGGCCCUGCACGCACCCAUGGGGGUGUGCUCACAGAACAAAAUCUGGAUAUCUUGCACAACGCGCUAGCUUUCGCAGCCAACGAAACAUCUCAUAGUGGGCGCUUCGAGCGCACAUUCAGCACCAGCGACAGAUCCCAGGGGCAAGAAAGUGCGGCCCAAACAUCGCAGACAAUAGAUUCGCAGCCAGGUCUAGUCUCUGACAACAGCCGGCUCACCCAGGCUAUGGAUAACAUGACCUUUGAAGAUGUCUUCGAUGGCCCGGUAUACGAUGAGCUAAUCUACGAUGACAUCGAUGAUUCCUAUUUCGACGACGCCAUCGUUGCUGCUGCUAACGCCGAAGCUCUCGAGAACGAUGAUGAUGGCUUCUAUGGCCAAGAGUUCGGUUUCUACGCAUACGCCGAUGGUAACGGCACCUCCGAGCUGACCAACGGUGGAUACUUUGGUCCGCGACGCGUCGAAGGCAUCACGCGCAGCCACAGCAGCCGUGGCAAAUUCCAGGAGCCCAGCUUGACCCCUAUCACUGAACGAAGUGAGUGGAGCACCCGCAAUUCGAUGAUCUCGGUGAAGGCCCACGGAAGUACCCACCCGAAUUCAGCCCUAGCAAGCCCCGGCCUGGCCCAGCUGGUUGAUAUGGGCAAUCUGGAUGAUGAGAUGUCGCUAAGCGCGCUCAUGAAGUUACGCCGUGGUGCAUGGGGUGGGAGCAAUGGUAGCCUACGAAGCAGUGCAAGUAGCCCACCACCACAUACUACGCUCUCGCCUUCUCACCGCACAAGCUUCAAUGGCGCAGAAGCAAGUCCUACCGUCUCGGACGCGAGACCUUUUAGUCCUGAUGAGGGCUCAUCCAACUCUGUUGGUUGUUUUUAUGACGACAGUCAUAUGCGCACCGCUUCCCCACUCUCGGGACGCCCGGAGUAUGAAGAAAUCCCGGUCGGUGGACAGCGACUCAAUAUGGUGUAA